This is a messenger RNA of Hibiscus syriacus, 1811 nucleotides long. RefSeq names its product serine/threonine-protein kinase AtPK2/AtPK19-like. Lineage: Eukaryota; Viridiplantae; Streptophyta; Magnoliopsida; Malvales; Malvaceae. The record is from RefSeq and is a predicted model, not a curated record. Gene Ontology annotation, biological process: protein phosphorylation. Gene Ontology annotation, molecular function: ATP binding; protein serine/threonine kinase activity.
AUCCGGCGGAGUCCCGUUUCAAUUUGUUUCUUCUUCCCUAGAUUUAAUUGCAAGGUCUUCAUGAAUUCAAGAAUUGCUGGAGAAUCCACAGUUUCCUGCAAAUCGGGAAACAAGAACGCCUUCUUCUGGAUCCUCUUUUGCUUGCUUCCCAAGUUUCUUGGAACUCCUGUCGCAUACCUCAGCCUUAUCUCGUUCAAGGCCAUUGAUAGGAGUCUUGCAGUAAUCAUCAUUUAGGAUACUUGUCAGGGGGGUCAUCAAUCGUGUUUCAGUCGAUCGAUUUGCUUAUUUGGCAACAUGGUUUCAUCACAGUUAUCUGGUCUGACCAAGGGUCGUACAUGUAAACCAUUUGAUGCUCAGUUGCUAUUCACUGCAAACCCCCCGGAAGCUGUUUUGCCUUGUCAGGUUGAAGUAGAUUUUUCCGAUGUGUUCGGUCCCCUGCUAAUUCAGGACUCAAUAGAAGUCAAUUGUGGUGAAUUAGAGAAUACUGAUUCAGCUAAGGAUGCGAUCGAGCUUGUUUAUGAUGAACCAGCUAUUGUUUACAGCCAAUCGCAUUCUUUGCUCGGUCCCUCUCCUCUUGUCAGUCCAUCCUUGAAGCUAAGAAAACUCACUUUAUGUGAGACAAGGGAUGCAGUGGAUCUUGUAGAACUUAUUGACGAAGAAACCAACAACGAAGAGGAUGAGCUCUCUGUUGAAGAUGGUGACAACAACAAGUCCCAAGAAGAUUUUAAUGGAGAUCACAUGAAGGUCAGCAGUAUUGGUGUUGAGGACUUUGAGGUGUUGAAGGUGGUCGGGCAGGGCGCAUUCGGAAAAGUUUAUCAGGUAAGGAAAAAGGGCACACAAGAAAUUUAUGCGAUGAAGGUUAUGCGGAAGGACAAGAUAAUGGAGAAGAAUCAUGCAGAGUACAUGAAAGCAGAGAGGGAUAUUUUAACUCAAGUUGAUCACCCUUUCAUUGUUCAGCUCAGAUACUCAUUUCAAACCAAAUAUAGGUUGUACCUUAUUUUAGAUUUCAUUAACGGAGGGCAUCUUUUCUUUCAACUUCACCAUCAUGGACUUUUCAGAGAGGAUCUGGCUCGUAUAUACACUGCUGAAAUCGUUUCUGCGGUUUCACAUCUUCAUGCAAAUGGCAUAAUGCAUAGGGAUCUUAAACCUGAAAAUAUCCUUUUGGAUGCUGAUGGCCAUGUAAUUUUGACUGAUUUUGGCCUGGCUAAGCAAUUUGACGAAAAUACAAGAUCAAACUCAUUGUGUGGAACAGUCGAAUACAUGGCACCUGAAAUAAUUACUGGGAAGGGCCAUGAUAAGGCUGCAGACUGGUGGAGUGUUGGUGUUUUAUUAUUUGAAAUGCUUACUGGAAAGCCUCCUUUUACUGGAAACAGGGAAAAGAUUCAAAAGAUUGUUAAGGAGAGGAUGAAGCUGCCUAAAUACCUUUCUAGUGAAGCACAUUCUCUGCUGAAAGGGCUGCUACAUAAAGAUCCGAGUAAGCGCCUUGGAAGUGGACCGACCGGAAGUGAGGAAAUAAUGCGAUGCAAGUGGUUGAAGACAAUAAACUGGAGGAAACUAGAGGCGAGGGAGAUCCAGCCCAGUUUUCGUCCUGAAAUCGCCGGGAAGCGUUGCAUUGCAAACUUCGAUAAGCAAUGGACAGACAUGCAGUUGACGUUUUCUCCUGCGUCUAGCCCGAAAAGCAACACAAACCCUUUCACAGAUUUCAAUUAUAUAAGACCUGCUGCAACCAACCCUUUACAUCAGAGUAGUUCAUCAUAUAAGUUUGUCUUGGCUUAGCCUUGGCAUUUUGCUCACCUAUAACAAACCCGAAA